CGCUUUGUUAGUAGACGAUUAGACGUGCAAAAAUUGUGACAUGUAUGUAACUUUUACUUUGUGAUGUAACAUGUAAAAUUAAGUUAAUCAGUUAGUAAGUAACCAGUAAUCAUCACACUGAUUAGAACAUCAUGUUCCGGAGAAGUCAGCUUUCACUUGCGCAGCACGUUUGCAGACAGCUUCCGAGGUCACUUUCUGGAACGAUGGCAUCCGGUGGUACGAUGGCGAUGUCCAAGAGUAAUGAGGAAUCUGAGGAUCUGUCACGGUCGUUUUUAACUCUUGAAAAAAUUGACGUCAACAUAUUUAGGGCUUCUGCAAAAUGCCUUUGGCGGCCAGUAGGGUCAAGAUUUGUGUUUGGGGGACAGGUUGUAGGGCAGGCGUUAACAGCUGCCUUCAAUACUGUUAGAGAGCCCUUGUUGUUGCACAGUCUGCAUUGCUACUUUCUAAAGGGAGGAAAUAAUGAAAAACCAAUAAUAUACCACGUUGAUAGGACGAGGGAUGGCCAGACAUACACAAGUCGCAAUAUUAAGGCCACUCAAGAGGGAAUCCCUAUAUUUACCAUGCAAGCAUCCUUCAAAGUUGAUGAGGUAGAUCCCUUAGAACAUCAAUUCACAAUGCCUGUGGUCCCAGACCCCGAAGAAUUGAUCAGUUCAGUGCAAUAUAUUAGAAACAGACUUGAAACAGAGACUAUGUCCGAUUCCGAGAGAAUAAGGAUUAGUGAGUACCUUACACAGACAAUACACAUAGAGUCCCGCCCGGUGGAUCCACAGCUGUAUCACGGCCAGAAACAAGGGGAACCCCGACGCUAUGUCUGGGUCAGGGCCAUGGAAAAUAUAGGUGAUAACAUGCAGCUCCAGCAGUGUGUGGCUGGGUUUAUCUCGGACUUGGCCCUGUUAGGGGCCGCCAAGCAACCAGCCCCGGUGGGUCACCAGAUCGGGUUCAUCACAUCUCUGGACCACAGCAUGUGGUUUCACAACACGUUCAGAGCUGAGGAAUGGAUGCUGUGUGAAAUUGAGAGCCCUCAGUGUGGUAAAGGUAAAGCCCUUGCCCUAGGCAGGAUGUGGAGGAGAGAUGGGGUGCUGGCUGUGUCCAUGGCCCAGGAAGGGGUACUUCGAUCAAAAAUUUGACCAGUCUCCUCAAUCAUUUAUCUAUUUUGUGAAGGUGAAGCUGUCUCAGGCAGACUCUGGAUGUCCUGAGAAGUAAAAUGAUGCCUUGUGUUCAGUGCUGACCAUGGUGGUCAGUGUUGACCAUGUUGUAUAGUGUGAUAGUUUGACAGUGGGUAGAUGUGAUGUUGUUUAUCAUUUGUAUGAUUUGACAAUCAUUGUUGUUAUUGAUGUGUUUUACGGGUAAGAAAGUGCAAGAGCUUUAUGCAAGCCUAUUCCUUGGAGGACAACAGACAUAUCAAAUCAAUUUCUUUUGAAUAUAUGUAUAGGUUUUAAAAUUUUACUUCACUGUCUUUUAUCCUGAUUCACAGAACACAAGACUACACUAAGAAUGUAAAUAAAACCAUUAUUAUUUGUUAUAAUAUACAUAACUUUUCAUGCUGCUGAUAAGUUUUCAUGUAAUUAUUUUGAUUGACGCAUUCAUUGUUUAAAUUUACACAACCCUUUUGGAAUUGCAGUAUUAUCUUGCCUUUAAAAAGUUCCAAUGUACAUGUACAUGUACCUGUUGAUUCAACUGUGAUAGAUACCGUAUAUACUUUUACAAAUGUUUAAAGCAUUCAUUGGUUAAAUUAUUAAAAAUUAUACAUGUUCCGGGUUUUGGUUUUGUCAGAGAUGCAUUGAAUUAACCACUGCUUGAGUUAAGUUUUAUGGCGUCGAACGAAGAUCGAAAGCCAUCUAAGGAUGGUAAGACCGGAAGUUGCAAAAUUUUAAGGAGCCGAACAACCCAUGCUAUCAAUAAAUCUGCAAAAAUGAGUGCAAAGUUUUCU
Magallana angulata is the source of this 1930-nucleotide messenger RNA. RefSeq names its product acyl-coenzyme A thioesterase 8-like. NCBI's taxonomy places the organism in Eukaryota, Metazoa, Mollusca, Bivalvia, Ostreida, Ostreidae. The transcript has 6 exons. The record is from RefSeq and is a predicted model, not a curated record. Gene Ontology annotation, cellular component: peroxisomal matrix. Gene Ontology annotation, biological process: fatty acid catabolic process; acyl-CoA metabolic process. Gene Ontology annotation, molecular function: fatty acyl-CoA hydrolase activity. The coding region runs from base 132 to 1127 and encodes 331 amino acids.